Molecule: messenger RNA, 1019 nt
Organism: Setaria italica (foxtail millet)
Lineage: Eukaryota; Viridiplantae; Streptophyta; Magnoliopsida; Poales; Poaceae
Exons: 6
Coding region: 28-750 (240 amino acids)
Biological process (GO): transcription initiation at RNA polymerase III promoter
Cellular component (GO): RNA polymerase III complex
Molecular function (GO): nucleotide binding
Source: RefSeq, a predicted model, not a curated record
ACCCCUUUCCACAUUUCCCUUUAAUGUAUGCAAGUCCCUCCCCUGCCGGCCGCCCCUUCUCCGUCCCGUCCGUGGUCAACAGCUCGCUCCUCUCUCCUCCUCCGACGCUUCGUGCUCGUCCCAACUCCGGUGGGUGGUGGUAGACGGCCGGCGACGAGGCUAUCCUUCGUCUUCUUCAGUGAGCAAGGUGAAUCCAGCCGUGGUGCGGGCACUGUCAGUUGCCAAGGAGUUUCCAUUGGCCCCUGGACUGGAGCAGCAAUGAAGAUACUGAAAGAAAAUGCAGGGUCCCUUACAAACUUCGAAGUUCUUGACUUUUUGCGAUCAAGAGGAGCCAAAAUUGACCCCAUGGGAUGCUUGGGGGCUGUUGCUGCAUCAGAGUGUAAGGUGUAUGAGUACCUCUUAAAAACCCCUGCUUGCAACCAGACAAGGGAAUCAAUCUAUGAAUUUGUGAAGAGAAGUGAGGGUUUCAGGCUUGCUGAUGCGGAUAAGCUAAAUGUCAUCAACUGGAGACCAUCCUCAGCUGCUGAUGCAUAUGCGAUGAUAGAAGAAUGCGGGAGGCGAUUUAACAGGGACGAGCGAGGAGAAACAUGCAACGAAGAUAAACGGGUCCAGGAGUUUUUGGAUAUAGUGAAGGAGGUAUUACCACCACCCCCUCCGAAGGCAGAGGGUGAGGGUGAGGGUGAGGGUGUAGAGGCAGAGGCUGAGGCUGAGGGUGAGGCUGAGGCUGAGGCAGAGGCAACACAGGAGUGAAGGUGGUGUAGGUUAACAUGUUGGAGAGUCAGAUUUCAUGAAAUCCUGAACAUGUCUGGACGCUCCAAGUGAAUGCAACGCUCCAAGAGAAUGCAAUGUUACGUACUGGUGCCUAGUGGUGAGUGAAGGAUAAGAAGAAAAGAUGUCCUAUGCGGCAGUACUUUGCCACCAGGAGUCCCAAAAUUUUCGUUUCGCUAUCAUGCCUGUCGAAACAAAUUUCAACUCGAUUCCGCACUGCUGUUACCAUGUCAGAUAUACUUCGUUUCAAA